AUGUCAUCGCCGUCUGCGAAGAGUAAGAUCGAGAUCUACCUAGAAGAAAAACGGAAGAACGUCCUUCGUCUAGAUCCGAAAGAAGCUUUUGAGCAAGUAGGUAAGAAAGAUGGAGCAAUUAUGAUCGAUACUAGACCUUGCUCAUUUCGGGAAAAGGAAGGAAGUAUACCUGGAGCUAUCAUAAUUGAGCGGAACGUAUUAGAAUGGAGAUUAGAUCCAACUUCGCCUGAUAAUAUACCUGAAGCUAAACAAGCUAAUUUCAAACCCAUUAUAGUAUGUAAUGAAGGAUACGCAUCAUCACUUGCCGCAUCGUCAUUGAUCGAAAUAGGAAUCAAAACCGCUACUGAUCUAAAAGGUGGUUUUAUAGCUUGGAAAAAUCAAGGAUACCCAGUUGAUCCUUAG
This is a messenger RNA of Kwoniella shivajii, 402 nucleotides long. RefSeq lists its product as uncharacterized. The record is from RefSeq and is a predicted model, not a curated record. NCBI's taxonomy places the organism in Eukaryota, Fungi, Basidiomycota, Tremellomycetes, Tremellales, Cryptococcaceae. The transcript has 3 exons. Bases 1 to 402 code for a protein of 133 amino acids.